AUGGUUAAGGCUCUACACCUAGGACUUUGGUUCAUUUCUGGAAACUUCCUAUCCGUACGUAAAUGGGAACCAAAGUUUGUUCCCCAAGAAGCCACUCUUACUUCUACUACCAUUUGGAUCUGGUUACCUCAAUUACCAACAGAGUUCUAUGACCAGGAUAUCUUGGAGAAAGUUGGGAGGAAGCUGGGCAAACUUCUCAAGAUAGACCAAUGUACAUCCUCUACCCUAAGGGGAAGAUAUGCCCGUAUUUGUAUCCAAGUUCCUCUGGAAACCCCAGUAGAAACAUCAAUAAUAAUAGGAGACCAUAAGCAGGUUGUGAUCUAUGAAGGAGAGGGGACUCUAUGCACCAUUUGUGGCAGAAUAGGACACACUGCACAUAUUUGCAACUAUAGGGCACCAACACCCACAGCAACCCACGAACCACAGGAUGAUCAUCAAAGAAAAGCAGUCAUUUCAGAGAAAAGUGAAUGGAAAACUGUCACCUUCCCAAGAAGACGUAAGCAGGGACAACUAAAAACAAUAAACACAAAUGAAGGUAAAAUGAACAAACCACAACAUGCUUCACGGACGGAGGAGAUACAGGUAAAUAUGUUCAAUGCCAAUUCAGAUCUGAUGAAAGAGGACCCAGCAGCGGAGCCGGUCUUCGUAACGAUCGAUCAGCCAACCCAAAACAACCCAUCAUCUUCUGCUCCAAAAAGGAAGAGCAACUCACCACCUCUUCAGAAUAUCCAUAAAGGAAUCUCCAAAGCUCUGGAGAUACUCAAGAAGAAGAAUGCUUCAGAAGAACCAGAAAUGCCUUAUGCCACACCAAGGAUGGACUCAAUUCUCUUGGACUCAAGGAAGUCGCCCCCACUCCAAAUGCGGGGUGUGCAAGGUCCAAAGAGCCCUCGUGAGGGAACUCACCAAUCACCCACAGCUCAAAUGAUGAACUACAUCAUAUGGAAUGUUAGGGAUGGGAACAAUGCCGAGUUCAAAUGGCACUGUUUAGAAAUGGUGAAAAUGUACAAGCCUGCCAUGCUUGUAUUGUUUGAAACGAAGAUGGCAGACCAUCAGUCCUUAGCCCAGCAACUCUAG
Molecule: messenger RNA, 1074 nt
Organism: Nicotiana tabacum (common tobacco)
Lineage: Eukaryota; Viridiplantae; Streptophyta; Magnoliopsida; Solanales; Solanaceae
Source: RefSeq, a predicted model, not a curated record